AUGGAGAAGCUUCACUCAGAUAUCGUGGAGAACAUACUUCGUCGAUUGCCAAUUGAGUCAGCUUUACAAGCCAAAUGGGUAUGCAAAACAUGGAGAAGCUUCGUCCGUGGUAGGAUUGAUGAGGUAGGUUUGCUUUUUGCUUUCUCAUAUUAUCAUUAUAUUGAAAACGAAAUCAAACUUUGUUAUGGUGAUCACCGUGAUCCUAGUCAUGGGAAGAUGAACUAUAGCUACUCUUAUGAUAGAAUCGAGAAGAUGCAGGAUGACAAAUCUAUAAAGGGGUAUAAAUACAUGGAUAGCAUGCUCGGGUUCAUGCAACGGAUUUUCACCGGAGAAGUUGUUUAUGUUCCCGAACCUGAUAAAUCUAUAGCACGGGAUUGUCUUCCAACUAAAAUUAGUGGGUUUGGUUACUGUCAUUCAACGAAUGAGUACAAAAUUGUUCGAAUGUACUCAGAUUACGAAGAGCAAAAGAAGUACCAUGUCUUAGUUUAUACUGUUGGUAGUGGUGAGUGGAGAAACAAAGGAUCCAUCAACAUUUCUCCGUUUGAUUUAGAAGGUAUUUACGCAAAUGAUGCUCUUCAUUGGUUGCACCAAUUUGAUAAUAACCAGCUGCACGAAGAUUAUACAACCGUAGCUUUUGACUUGAAAGAUGAAAAAUUCCAAUUUAUCCCAUUGCCAGGUUUUGACUUGGAGUACAAACUUCGCCCCAAGUUGCUGGUUGGAAAUAAUCUGUAUCUGUAUACAAUCGGCGGUGAACCUUAUUGCACGGAUAUUUGGGAAUAUAAGAGAAAAAAUCCUAAGAACACUAAUGGUUGUGAUAUGAAAGAAAACUACAACGACAAGAAUUUGUGGCAUUGGAUUAAGGAAUUCACUAUAAAAUGGGAAGAGCCAUACCGGGAAGAUCUGCGAUUCGUAGAACCUUUAACAGUUACAAGGAAUAAUGAAUUUCUAUUUCGUUACCGAUGCAUGGAUCUCUACUGUUGUGACCUAAAAACCUCGACAUUGCACAAACUUUUUGAUGUUCUUGCUAUCGACUGCAACAGGAUAAACCUUAUUCCUCACGCAAAUAGCAUCGUUUCAAUGUCGUUUAAAGGUAAUGCUUAG
Messenger RNA from Papaver somniferum (opium poppy), 1101 nucleotides. RefSeq lists its product as uncharacterized. Bases 1 to 1101 code for a protein of 366 amino acids. The record is from RefSeq and is a predicted model, not a curated record. Gene Ontology annotation, molecular function: protein binding. The transcript has 2 exons. NCBI's taxonomy places the organism in Eukaryota, Viridiplantae, Streptophyta, Magnoliopsida, Ranunculales, Papaveraceae.